AAACACGCCCAUCUACAGUUCGCAUAGUUACAGGUUAUCAUGGCGUAUACCUUCAGUUGAAGUACAGAUGUGCGUGGAAUUAUAUAGGCGUUAGUGGUGUGAUUGUUACAAUAUCUUAUAUUUUGUUGCUAAUGCAGUGCUUUUUACGUAAACUUCAACCUUGUAUUUCUUUAAGGUAUGAAAUCACGUAAUGCCGAAACGAAAUAUUUCUUCUGUGGAAUUUAGAUUUUCAUAAACCCGAAAACAUUGUCGCUAAGGUAUCUAAUCAUUAGAAUAAAAAAAUCGUGCAGAACUUUGCAUCCGGGAAGUGACCCCGAGGACCUGACUAUACAUCCGAAUACAUUAAACUCUGUUUUCCUCACUAAAUAGGGGACUACGUCGAAUACGUUUCUGCGCGCAUUCUUUUGAAUACUAACCCUGACGAGGAAAUGGACCGAAUCUACGUCGACGAAGAAACCGGCGAGAGUAUUAUUGUUCCAGCUUCCGAAUCUGAGAUUCAACAACUUGUCAGUUCGAUAAAUAACGCCGAAACGGGAGAGCCGGAGAUAAACGUGAUUGGAACUGCCAAAAGUCGAAGAAUACGUUUUCAGAUACCAAAAGAAGUGAAGGAAACUUUAUCAACUAAAGAUGGCUCCUUAAAGAAAAGCGAGAAUCUAAUGGAUUUGGAGCCUGUUCCCGUUGGAACGUCGUUUGGCCAAGUAAAUCCAAUUUGUUUGUUCUUCCUGACUGUUCUAUGUUUCCGUUGGUUCUUGCCUGUAUUGAUGUUCUUUGAGAUGUCGUUGCACGUUUGGGCUCAUCACAAAAAUAAAACGUUGAAGGAUGCCAAUGUUUACUUUCGUUCUCCGUUUCACGGGAUAUCAUCUGAAUUUUGCGCACUAUGUCAAAAUGAGACAUGUAUGAACCGUGUUGACAAAAUGCAGCAAAUACGUAUGCACAAAUUUUUACGAGAAUGUAAUUAUAUGAAAAGAGUAGUAACGUGAAAAUGUCAUCGUUGUUACGAAGUAUCGCUGCGAAUAUUAAUUGAAGUUAUUUUUUGUCCGAAAUACUGAAUAAAAUUGAACUCACAAUGAAAAAACGGAAGAAUAAAACAUUCCAUAUCGCCUUAAUAAAAACAUAUCGUAUUAAAUCUAUUUUACUAUUUUACUAUUAAGAAAGUAACAACUUUGCUCAUAAUAUCUAUUAAUUUAGAUUUUAUUGCUCUAAGUUAAUUAAAUUU
This is a messenger RNA of Eufriesea mexicana, 1216 nucleotides long. RefSeq lists its product as uncharacterized. Lineage: Eukaryota; Metazoa; Arthropoda; Insecta; Hymenoptera; Apidae. The coding region runs from base 429 to 980 and encodes 183 amino acids. The record is from RefSeq and is a predicted model, not a curated record. The transcript has 3 exons.